This is a messenger RNA of Paramecium sonneborni, 1408 nucleotides long. NCBI's taxonomy places the organism in Eukaryota, Ciliophora, Oligohymenophorea, Peniculida, Parameciidae. The record is from the annotation of a GenBank genome assembly.
AUGGAUUAAGUUUUUAAUCAUUUAAUAAAAAGGGCAACUCCCUAACCCAUUAUUAAAGUUGGAACACCUUGGUAAUGCAUUCCCAUUAAAAAUGAUAAACAAGCAAGAGAUACAACAGAAGUUCAUAUGGCCGAUCAAGGAUUUAAUGAAUUGUCACAAUUUGAUAAAUUCAUGAAUCUUGAAGUGGUUUGGUUAAAUGAAAAUUAAGUACAAAAUAAAUGUUAUAUUAUAUCUAGUUAACCAGUAUCAAAGGCAUUGAGCAGAACUUUAGAAUCAAACAUCUAUAUUUACAAAAGAAUAAAAUUAGUACACUUGAAGGACUAUAAAAUUUGAAACAUUUAGAAACAUUGAGUUUAUUUAACAAUGAGCUAAGAGAUUUAGAAAAAAAUCUUUUGAUUUUAAAAGAGUUUCCAGGACUUACUACUUUGGGUUUUAAAAAUUGUUUUAUAUUGUCUUAGAUCUUUUUAAUAAUCCAGUUGCAGAAGAACCUUAUUAUCGAAAUAGAGUAAUUUCUGCUCUUCCUUAAUUAUAAUUACUGGAUAGAUCAAUAAUUACAGUUUAAGAAAAGAUUAAAGUAGAAGCAUGGUACAAGGAUUUCAAAGCAGAAGUUAAAAUAAAGAAAAAAGGAUAGAAAAAAUAAAAAUUACUUCCUUCUUAAAUAUUUUCAGUAGGAGAAAAAUUACUUUAUAAGGAAGUUGAUGAAAUAAAAGCAAAGCGAGAAUAAGAUAAAGUUGAUGAGAUACAAAGAGAAAGAACUAGAAUAAAAUUAAAGGAAAAAACAUUUGAUCCGAAUAAAUUUCCAACAAAUGAAUUAAAAGAACAAUUAAGAUAGAGACUUCAUGAUAAUCCAAUGAGUUUAGUAAAUGAAUGGGAAAAAGGGAAAUUAAAGAAGAUAUUUAAAUAAUAUGAUAAAGGUAAUAAAUAAUAGAUUUAAACUAGAAAAGAAAGGAUCAAUUACAUAAGAUAAAUUAUAAGGAUUAUAUGGAGAUUUAAUGAAUGAUUUAGCAAAUAUAGGUAAGGUGCCAGCUGUGCCUUUUGAUAAAUUUAAAGAAGUUAUGUCUGAAGAUCCAUUGCCUUGGGAUUCUUUUUGUUUUUAAUUGAAUCAUGUAGAUUUUUAAAGGGCUCCUGAAGAAAUUUUACAGAAGAAAAUAGAUGAGAAAUAUAAGGAAUUUAAUAGAAGAUUAAAUGCAGGAAAGAAGGGUGAAGCUAAAGAAUUCAUGAUAGAAGCAGUUAGACUAGAAGCAGCUCGAGAUAAGGAUGAACAUAAGUAAAUAAAACUAAUUAAUAUAAAAGACUACCAGAGAUCAUACCUGAAGAUAAUACCAAAAUAAGGAGUGAUUGUUUUGAUUUUUCAAGAUAUAAAUACAAGUAGAAUUUCACAGAUACUGCUAAAUACCUUUUACAGUGA